Messenger RNA from Cucumis melo (muskmelon), 873 nucleotides. RefSeq names its product subtilisin-like protease SBT3.6. NCBI's taxonomy places the organism in Eukaryota, Viridiplantae, Streptophyta, Magnoliopsida, Cucurbitales, Cucurbitaceae. The transcript has 3 exons. Bases 229 to 618 code for a protein of 129 amino acids. The record is from RefSeq and is a predicted model, not a curated record.
AUAUUUAUAAAAAAAAAGAAAAAAAAAAGAAAAAAAGAAAAAAAGAAAAAGGAAAAGAGAGAAAAUCCAGGUAUUGGUUGAUCUUUAAGGCGGCCUUUGACUCGAUACAAGAGAAAGCUUUGUUCUCCCUUACGCAUUCAUCUUCUUCAACCAUUCAGGUUUCAAAUCCAAUACACACAUUUCUAAUUCUCUCUUGUUCCUCCUAUAUUAUAUCAUUCAAAACUUCUAAUGGCCAAUUUGAAUGUUUCUCUCCUUUUUCUCUUCUCAAUUUCUCUGAAUUUGCAUCUCUCUUCUGCAGCAAUGUCCUCCCAAUCCUCUUCCAUUCCCCUCGUAUCCAACUUCGAUUCACCGGCUGUGCAUAUCGUUUACACCGAGAGGCCCCACAACGAAGCACCUGAGGCCUAUCAUAUCCGAACCCUAGUUUCUGUUCUUGGCAGUGAAGAAGCUGCUAGGGAGGCUCUUGUGUAUAGUUAUAAGAAUGCUGCUAGUGGAUUCUCUGCUCGCCUAACGCCCGAUCAGGUUAAGGAGAUUACCAAACAACCUGGAGUUUUACAUGUUGUCCAAAGCGGUAGCAAUAAGCUGCAUUCUGGAGGAGGUGGAGUAGCAAGGCUUCACUAGAACAACACGUCGGGUUCUCUCUCCAAAUAUAUAUAUAUAUAUAUAUAUAUAUAUAUGUAUGUAUCGGUUUGUUGCCUAAAUAAAGUAUGGUUACUGUAUAUUGGCAUCUUACUAAAUUACUCAAUUUUACAUUUGUGUUUCUAAACACUUCUGCUUCUGCCUUUUUGCAACUGACAAUUAAGCCAAUGAUUUGCCUUUGCUUGAUGAUCAAUAUUUAGUCCAAAAUUCCAUCCUUCAUGUAUGGAAGUACUUCUA